This is a messenger RNA of Pseudo-nitzschia multistriata, 3146 nucleotides long. NCBI's taxonomy places the organism in Eukaryota, Bacillariophyta, Bacillariophyceae, Bacillariales, Bacillariaceae. The record is from the annotation of a GenBank genome assembly.
AGGAACAAAUCGGACAGCAGCAGCAACAGCAACAACACGAUACAAUACAACAGAGAAGCAACAGGAUAGCAUUGGUUGGUGGUUUCUUAGGUUAGGACUUCGAUAGCGGUAGCAAGAAGCACGAUGGCGGCAACCGACUUUUCCUCGUUGAGGGACGAAUACGAUAACUUUUUGCGGCAAGAGGUGAGUAUGCGCCGGGGUUCUUUCGAGGUCAGCAAGACAGCACAAAGAUAGCGUCGACGAAGAACCUUACAACCUUUUCCUAACCCUUGUUCUCAUGGCUCUAAUUCUACCGGCGACACGAAACGAUUCGAAACAAAACAAAUAAAACAAAACACAACAACCACCAAUCCGAUGAAACGGAUCCAACCCAACGAACCCGACCAAUGCAAUAACAAACAUAACAACAACAACAACAACCACAGCGCUUCCAGUACGUCGACAAAAUCAGCACGGUCCUCGACGACUACGCCCACCGCAGCAAGUCGCUGAACGUGGAGGGAUGGGGCUGCCCCCGGGUGGAGAUCCGCAUGGCGGAGCUCCGGUCGAUGGGAAACGGCGGGCUCUCGCAGCGCCUGCGCACGGACCCCCUCCCCCACAUCCGGGCCCUGGAAUCGGCCUGCCACGAGGUGGCGGUGGAGGCCCGGCCGGGAUACGACAAGAACGGUACGAACAGAUCAACGGGACGCGACGCGACGCGAUGCUACGCGAGUGUAGUGUAGUGUAGUGCGGUGCGAUCUUGCACGAUUUCUCACUUUCUGUUUCUUUGUUUGUUUCAUCGAAAACGUUGAUUUCACUACCCAUUUCCAUUCCCAUUUCCAUAUCAAUGCCAAUGCCAAUGUCAAUGUCAAUCUCGCUGCAAAUAUCAAUGCCAACGACUCUUUAGGAAUCAAAAUCAAGGUCGCCUUCUCGGGCCCCGUGGGUGCAAAGCCCAUGAGCCCCCGGAGCCUCACCUCGUCCUCCCUGAGACAACUCGUAUGUGUUGAGGGAGUUGCCACCAAAGUGUCUGCGAUCAAACCAAAGAUUGUUCGUUCCGUACACUACUGCCCCGAAACAAAACAGCACCUGGAGAGAGAAUACAGGGAUGCCACCGAUCCCGAGCUCGGCCUCCACGCCAUCGAUGCCCAGGGAAGAGAACUUCCGGACCGAAUGAUCGGAAUCACCCCCACAGCCUUUCCCCAGAAAGACAAGGACGGGAACCCACUCGAGACCGAGUUUGGUCUGUCGGAAUUCAAGGACCACCAAACGGUCGUCCUUCAGGAGAUGCCGGAGCGGGCACCGAUGGGACAGCUGCCCCGAUCGGUCGAGCUCAUCCUGGACCACGAUCUGGUGGACAAGAUCAAGCCCGGGGACCGUGUGCAGAUCGUGGGCGUCUACCGAGCCCUGUCCAGAUCGGGAAACAAUCCGUCCGGAGGCGGGGGGGCCUUCAAGACGGUGGUCUUGGUCAACAACGUGCAGAUUCUCGGGCGGGACACCAGCCAGCUGACCUUUUCGCCACAGGACGUGCGCAUGAUCAAGGAACUGGGAAAGAAUCCGGACAUCUUGUCGAUCCUAGGAAGGAGUCUGUCGCCCUCGAUCCACGGCCACUCCGUCAUCAAGAAAGCCCUGGCGCUGCAGCUGCUCUCGGGAUGCGAGAAGAACCUGAAAAACGGCACGCAUCUGCGUGGAGACAUCAACAUUCUCAUGGUGGGCGAUCCAUCGACGGCAAAGAGCCAGCUGCUUCGAUCCGCCAUGACGAUUGCCCCACUCGCCGUGUCGACCACCGGAAAGGGAAGUUCCGGUGUUGGUUUGACCGCCGCGGUCACAUCCGACGCGGACACCAACGAGCGGAGGUUAGAAGCCGGAGCAAUGGUCCUCGCCGAUCGUGGUCUCGUGUGCGUGGACGAAUUCGACAAGAUGGGGGAAAACGAUCGGGUUGCCAUCCACGAAGCUAUGGAACAGCAGACGGUGACCAUUGCCAAGGCCGGGAUCCAUGCCAGUCUCAACGCGAGGUGUUCCGUCCUCGCCGCUGCCAACCCCGUCUACGGGCAGUACGAUCGCUCCCGAAGGAUCCAGGAGAACAUCGGGCUCCCGGAUUCACUGCUGUCUCGUUUCGAUUUGCUCUUUGUGGUUCUCGACCAGAUGGACCCGGAAACGGACCGCAAGAUUGCCAACCACGUCAUCCUGGGCCACCGGUACCGGUCGGACCGCGGAGGUGCCGGGCACGAUAGCGACUACGACGACGAAGACGAGGACUCGGACGACGACAUGGACGACGGGGACAAGGUCCAUUCGAUAUGGCAGCGGAAUCGACAGGGCUCCGACCCGAGCGAAGCCGCGGACCCGCACUCGAGCGAUAUUUUGCAGCACGACUUUUUGCGGAAAUACCUCCACUUUGCUAAGACGCGGAUGAAGCCCCACCUCACCGAGGGCGCCCGCGAGUUCAUCGCGAACCGGUACGCCGAGAUGCGGUGCCGCCAGGACGAGAGGACGCUGCCGGUAACCGCCCGUACGCUCGAAACCGUCAUCCGCCUCGCCACGGCCCACGCCAAGGCGCGGCUGAGCGGCGUGGUGGAGGCGGCGCCGGACUGCGAGGCCGCGAUGGACGUGCUGGGCUUUGCGCUGUACCACGAAUCCGGGGGAGACAAGAACCAAAACGACGAGCCGAGCGAGGGGCUCACCGACGGCAACGAGCAGGCGGCCGCCGAGGUGUCGGACGACGGGGAAGCGUCGUCCGCUUCCGGGGAACCCUCCGCGAAGCGAAGGCGCACGGCCGUGACCGACGACGACAACGACGACGACGACGGGGAGAACAAACUGAAGGGCCAGAUCCUCGCCGAGCUCGCGCAGAACGAUGGAUACCUGCCCAUCGACGAGAUCUUGCCGAGCCGAGACGACCGCGACGAAAUCCUCAGGCUCGUCGAAACGCUCGUGUCCGAGGGGAAGGUCAUGACGGAACAGAACGACGAGGGGACGCUGGACGUCUUUCCCGUGUCCGAUUAGGCAUUGGCCUGCGUGCGUCCUCUGUCUCUUUUUCUAUGCAUUUGCUGGCUCUCGCGGGCCCACGGUGGGCACCUGCGCACAAAAUGCUCGAAUUCAACAUCCUAAAAAUAUGUACUCGUUAAACCAAUCCAUCGAACCGGACCGAAUCAAAUCAAAUCAAAUAG